This is a messenger RNA of Lacerta agilis (Sand lizard), 2074 nucleotides long. It is a transcript of the gene ATF7, whose product is annotated as activating transcription factor 7. The transcript has 11 exons. Gene Ontology annotation, molecular function: DNA-binding transcription factor activity, RNA polymerase II-specific; cAMP response element binding. Gene Ontology annotation, biological process: regulation of transcription by RNA polymerase II. NCBI's taxonomy places the organism in Eukaryota, Metazoa, Chordata, Lepidosauria, Squamata, Lacertidae. The record is from RefSeq and is a predicted model, not a curated record. The coding region runs from base 292 to 1644 and encodes 450 amino acids.
AAACUAUCUCCUAGUAGAGGAAUGUUCAAGUGCUGUGAAGUGUGUAGAAGCCAUAAGCUGCUCUUCGGUUAACCAGAGUCCAUGAAGUAUAAGUAACUUUAACAAUGAUUUGUCAGUCGUAUGCAGGCAGGCUGAGCACUUGCAGCUUAACCAAGUGAUCCAGAACUCUGAAAAUAAAUCUUGUCCUGGCAUGCUAUCGUCUCCGUUGCAUAGCCUUGAUGUGAAAGAGUUGACUACUUACGGAGGUUUACAAAUGAGGACCACCUGGCUGUUCAUAAACUCAAGCAUGAAAUGACACUGAAAUUUGGUCCUGCCAGAACGGAUUCAGUCAUCAUAGCAGAUCAGACGCCGACACCAACUCGUUUUUUGAAGAACUGUGAGGAAGUUGGCCUCUUCAAUGAGUUGGCAAGUUCAUUUGAACAUGACUUCAAGAAAGCCACAGAAGAUGAUGAGAAAAAGUGUUCCGGACCCCUCGAUAUGUCUCUACCUUCUACCCCAGACAUCAAAAUAAAAGAGGAAGAACCAGUUGAAGUGGACUCUUCCCCUCCAGACAGUCCGGUAGCGAGUCCACAGUCACCGCAGGCCAAGGAGAAGGAGAGUGCUUCAAAGCCUGUUAUCCUUUCUACGCCUACUCCAACCAUUGUACGACCUGGGUCACUUCCACUGCACUUAGGAUAUGAUCCUCUGCAUCCCACUCUCCCUUCUCCAACUUCUGUCAUCACCCAAGCUCCACCUUCCAACAGACAGCUUGGAUCUCCCACCAGCUCUGUACCACUUGUCAUGCACCUUGUGAAUGGACAGACCAUGCCCGUCCUUCCUGGCCCUCCCGUUCAGAUGCCUUCUGUCAUAUCGCUGGCAAGGCCUAUAUCUGUGGUGCCAAACAUUCCUGGUAUUCCCGGCCCUCCAAUUAUCAGCAGCGGCUCCAUUUCACCAUCAGGCCUUCCAUUGCACUCAGAAGCUAAAAUGAGGCUAAAAGCCAGCCUGACGCAAGGAGUUACUUCCUCACUAAAUGGCAGUGGCAUGGUGGUGGGUUCAGCAAGCACAAUGGUGACGUCUCAUCCUGAACAGGGUCAGAUACUCAUCCAGCAUCCUGAUGCACCUUCUCCAGCCCAACCACAGGUUUCCCCAGCUCAGCCCACGCCUAGCACAGGAGGCAGACGGAGACGCACAAUGGACGAAGAUCCAGACGAACGCAGGCAGCGUUUCCUGGAACGGAACCGGGCUGCCGCCUCCCGCUGCCGCCAGAAGCGCAAGCUCUGGGUGUCAUCCUUGGAGAAGAAGGCGGAGGAGCUCACAACGCAGAACAUCCAACUAAGUAAUGAAGUUACAUUAUUACGGAAUGAAGUUGCUCAACUCAAACAGCUUCUGUUGGCUCACAAAGACUGCCCUGUCACUGCAUUACAGAAGAAAACACAAGGUUAUCUCGAAAGCCCCAAGGAGAGUUCUGAGCCCACAGGUUCGCCGGCUCCUGUCAUCCAGCACAGUUCUGUGACGGCCUCUCCCAACGGACUGGCUGUCCGCUCUGCAGCCGAAGCUGUCGCCACAUCAGUCCUCACUCAGAUGGCAAGCCAAAGGACAGAACUGAACGUGCCCAUACAGUCACACGUCAUUAUGGCUCCCCACUCCCAGUCUGCUGGCAGAUGAUGUCGCAAAAUGUGUGACAUAGAACUAACCAAUAAGAACUUGCAGCUGGAGAGACUGAUCAUAACUAAGCCCCUCGAUCAAUAUGGGGUGGAUACAUUUUUGUUUUUUCGUUUUUUCUUAAAGUGAGUUAAGGGCAGCUACGGAGCUUCUAACUAAGUAUAUCCCCAUUCACAUCCUGGCCCAAAGUAGUACGAUGACCAUCCUGUUUCUAAAGGAUGGUUUCAAAAUGAGCAGCUUCGCCACCCCUUAGGGACGAUCGGCCGUCGUAUGGAGUCAACAGUACACUUAGCCUUGCUCAGUGUGGUCUUAAAUGGUUAAUGUUCAGGUAUAAGUUCCACUAACACUAAGCCUCCUUUAGCUUGGUUACUUAUGGUGCUUUUCUCAAGCUGGCCGCUUUUUAGCAAAGGGAAGCAGCUCUUAGGAGAGGCUG